ACAGCCCUUACAAAAUGAUAUCAUCUGUACUGAUUCUCCCAUGUGUUUCUCUCUCUAUCGCCAUCGCUAUCAAUCUCUUUCUCUAUAUCUAUAUAGUUCUAUUACAAAGACACUAGCUUUAAACCACAUUUUCUGUGAUGAAUAUUGAUGAUGAUUUAACUUUUCCUUUUCUCUCUGUAUUCAAGACUGUGAUUUUGGGCUAGAAUGUCGACUACCCCCAUGGAUAUAGAUGCAAAUUUUUGUGUUGGUAGUGAUGCUCGCCGUCAGCGCCGUCGCCGCAGACGGAGGAGGAGACCAUUUGUGGCAUGCAGUAGCGAGACAACCACAGACGGAAGCAGCUUUCGUUUUUCGGACACUGACUCGGACGACAACCGCACAUGGGAGUCUUCUGCCGCCGCCGAGGCUGUUGAGCGGGGUGAAAAAUGCAGCUUCUCUAAACGCGCCAAGGGCGUUCGCCGUCAAAAAUUCAAUUGUCCGGUGAAUUCAGACUCAGAAGAGAUUGACCUAGAAUCUGGUGAUUUGGAUCUGCAAAUGCAGAACACUUUAGAGGAAAAAAGAGCGAUUCGGGACUGUAGAAUUUGUCAAUUGAGCUCGGAAGAAACUGUAAAUUGCGAUUUGGGCCGAGGAGAUGAAGAAUUUGAUGAAGUUUUGAUUGAAUUGGGUUGUAACUGUAAAGGUGAUUUGGGAGCUGCUCACAAGAACUGUGCUGAAACCUGGUUCAAGAUCAAGGGAGACACGUGAGUUCAAAUUCAUAUGCAUUUAUUUCUUUGUUCAAUAAAUUUACUCUUAUUAAUUAAAUUAUACUAUGAUUUCACUGGUAAAUCUCAUAUGCUGGGAU
Olea europaea var. sylvestris is the source of this 838-nucleotide messenger RNA. RefSeq lists its product as uncharacterized. The record is from RefSeq and is a predicted model, not a curated record. NCBI's taxonomy places the organism in Eukaryota, Viridiplantae, Streptophyta, Magnoliopsida, Lamiales, Oleaceae. Gene Ontology annotation, molecular function: zinc ion binding. Bases 205 to 741 code for a protein of 178 amino acids. The transcript has a single exon.